AAAAAUUCACCUAUAGUGGAAAACUAUUAGCUAGCUAGGUUAACGGUGCAGUCGACAUUCAAAAUUCUUCAUGAGAUAGUUAAAUAAAACGUAUUAGACUGUAAUUUUAUCAGGUUCAUUGUAAGAGAAUUUAGUUUACAUUGGCAUCGUCAUCUUGCAGCUUUAAAUGAACAAUGAAACAAGGUAGCGUUAGCCAUCUCUAACAUAACGCUACGUAGCGAGGGUAACAGCUAACAGUUUGUGUUUUCGUAGACAUGAACACCCAAUGUUACCUUGGUUAGUGACAAACAAGUUUUAUUUAGAAACCUCAUCGAGAGAAACCCGUCGACAUGAUCCUCUCUCGCAUGAAGCCAGCAGUGGGAGGAGAGGCACAGGCGAGCAUCAGUGAGAAAAAGAAGAAAAACAAAACAAAGGUUCCCCGCUUGGAGGAAUACUUGCAGCAGAGAGACUACCUUGGAGCCUUGACACUCUUAGAGUUUAAGAGAAGUAUUGGAGAGAAAGAAGAGCAUGCGGACCUCUGGAUUGGCUACUGCGCCUUUCACUUGGGUGAUUACAAGAGAGCUAUGGAGGAGUACAAGUCUCUGACCACAAAGCCUGACUGUCCUGCUCAGGUUUGGGUCUAUCUGGCCUGUGCCAUGUUUUUUCUGGGGCUCUAUAAAGAGGCUGAAGAGGCCGCAUCUAAAGCGCCAAUGUCCCCCCUGCAAAACCGACUACUCUUCCAUUUGGCUCACAAGUUCAACGAUGAGAAGAAGCUGAUGGGUUUCCACCAGAACCUGGAGGAUGUGACGGAGGACCAGCUAAGCCUGGCAUCCAUCCACUACAUGCGCUCCCACUACCAGGAGGCUAUAGACAUCUACAAACGCCUUCUACUACAAAACAGAGAUUUCCUGGCCCUGAAAGUGUAUGUGGCUCUGUGUUACUACAAGCUGGACUACUAUGAUGUCUCCCAGGAGGUGUUGGCUGUGUACCUGCAGAGCAUGCCUGACUCCACUAUUGCCCUCAACCUCAAGGCCUGCAACCACUUCAGACUCUACAAUGGCAAGGCAGCUGAGGCUGAGUUGAAGAACCUAAUCGACAUCUCCUCCUGCUCCUUUGAGUUUGCUAAGGAGCUUAUCCGACACAACCUGGUGGUGUUUCGUGGUGGCGAGGGGGCAUUGCAGGUGCUGCCUCCGCUGAUCGAUGUGAUCCCUGAGGCCAGACUCAACCUGGUCAUCUACUAUCUCAGACAAGAUGAUGUCCAGGAAGCCUACAACCUCAUCCAAGAUCUGGUCCCAACAACACCUCAGGAGUAUAUUUUGAAAGGAGUGGUAAAUGCUGCACUGGGACAGGAAAUUGGAUCAAGGGAUCACCUGAAAAUUGCUCAGCAGUUCUUUCAGUUGGUUGGAGGCUCGGCGAGCGAAUGCGAUACUAUUCCUGGCAGACAGUGCAUGGCCUCCUGCUUCUUCCUCUUGAGACAGUUUGAAGAUGUUCUCAUAUAUCUCAACUCAGUCAAGGGUUACUUCUAUAAUGAUGAUACGUUCAAUUUCAACUAUGCCCAGGCUAAGGCAGCACUUGGCAACUACAAAGAAGCAGAAGAGGUUUUUCUACUGAUUCAGAGUGAAAAGAUCAAGAAUGACUAUGUUUACCUUAGCUGGCUGGCACGAUGCUACAUAAUGAACCAGAAGGGUCGACUUGCCUGGGAGCUCUACCUGAAAAUGGGCACUUCCUCCGAUUCCUUCAGUCUGCUUCAGCUCAUCGCAAACGACUGCUACAAGAUGGGCCAGUUCUAUUACGCAGCCAAAGCGUUUGAUGCACUGGAGAAACUGGACCCAGGCUCCAACUACUGGGAAGGCAAGAGAGGGGCAUGUGUUGGCGUCUUCCAGCUCAUACUGGCAAACAAAGAGUCCAAGGAGACACUUAAAGAGGUGGUGCCCCUGCUGCAAAAUUCAGGAAAUCCCCAGGUUGAAUACAUAAUCCGAGCUCUGAGGAAGUGGGCCAAAGACAACAGAGUCCUCCUCUCCUGACAGCGCUGCACUUCAGCUCAUCAUCAAGCAAGACAUCAGCAGUCAUUUAACUUGAAUAAACUUUAUGAAUGAUAUCUAUGCCACAUGAAAAGAUGAAAUAUUUAGCUAUGAUCUCUACCGUGCUCUAGUGUUUUGUAUUAAAAUAUGUAAAAUAUUGAAUCUCAGUUCAGUGUUGUCAGUGAUUUGUGUUUGUGUAUUUCACUGUGGUAACUGACAUCGUCCAGGUUUUUUAAAGCAUUACAAAAAUGAAAAUCAAUUUCCAGAACAGAAAAACUAAGAUAAGGAAAUCAAGGCAAGAUUUGAACAUUGAUAUGUGUACACACACACGCACACGAUUCUAUUUACAAUAGGUAGAUAAAAGAUUCUUUGACGUGUCCAUUUGUUUUCUGUUCAUAAUGUAAUACUAACUGAUACGAAUAAAAUUAAAAAAAUGAAGCAGAA
Scatophagus argus is the source of this 2444-nucleotide messenger RNA. RefSeq names its product tetratricopeptide repeat domain 26 (gene ift56). The record is from RefSeq and is a predicted model, not a curated record. The transcript has 18 exons. Gene Ontology annotation, biological process: intraciliary anterograde transport; intraciliary transport involved in cilium assembly. The coding region runs from base 330 to 2003 and encodes 557 amino acids. Gene Ontology annotation, molecular function: intraciliary transport particle B binding; protein binding. Gene Ontology annotation, cellular component: intraciliary transport particle B; ciliary basal body; ciliary base. Lineage: Eukaryota; Metazoa; Chordata; Actinopteri; Scatophagidae.